AUGCAAACAUCGGUGGCUCAUUCAUUCGACGACGUCACCGACCCCUCCGACUGGCUAGACGACUUUGUCACUCUCAAGAACCUCGACGCCUCGUUGCGCUGCGACCUCUGCUUCGACAUCUACACUUCACCUGUCUCGAUCAAGAGCUGUCAUCAUACUUUCUGCUCCACAUGCAUCCGCACACACAUCAACCAAUCCGGAAACAGCGGCAGCUUCUGUCCCAAGUGCAGGCAGACAAAGGCCUAUGACUCCGAGUUGAUACCACAGCCCGUCCUCGAGGUUACGGCCAUCGAGUGGAAGAAGUCUCGUUCUUUUCUUGCUCGCCUUCAGACGCAAGCACGGCAUCCUCCUCCGCCACAGCAACACGCGGAAUCUAGUCGUUCCGCCGCAACCAAGCGUCCACAAGCCGAUACCAAUGGUGCCUCAUUCCCCUCCGGCGGCGCGAGCCCACGCAGGUCCAAACGCAUCAAGACCGAUCUACGCAGCUCCUUAGUCGAACAAUCAGCAGGGUCGCGUUCGUCUCCCCUCACUGUCGAAGACGACGAAGACGAAUACGACCUCACCGACAGAAUCAACGAUGAUCAGGACGAUCGAGGCACGAGAGACGACGGCGACGACGACGACGACCGCUGCGAUGCCGACUAUGUUGAUGGGGUUGCUGGUGCGAGCUCACAUUCAUCGCCAUCAAAGCGGCACGUUAACGAUCCCACAACUUCAGAUCGACAACUCAAAGCCGAUGACCUGGUCGAAUGUCCCAUAUGCCGUCACAAGUUCACCGUUACCGCCCUGAAUCGGCAUCUCGACAGUGCAGGCUGCUACGACGGUUUCCCUGAGCCAUCGGCUGAGGAGCGAGGUCUAGCACCCAAACCCGCCAAGACGACUUCAUCCUGGUUUACCAAGAAUGCUACCGCCUCCUCUCCCUCGACCAAUACAGAUGCGUCGUCGUCAAGCAUGGCGAAUGAAAAGCGGCUUGUUCGUCCGCAGUACAGUCUCAAGUCGGAACGCGACCUACGCAAACUGCUCGACGACGCCGGUCUGCCCACCGCCGGCGACAAGGAAAAGAUGGUCGAACGACAUCGUCAGUGGAUCAACAUUUGGAACGCCAACCUCGACUCGACCAAAGCAAGACGCACGCCUUCGCAGCUCCGUAAAGAUCUGGCAGCAUGGGAACGUACGAAGGUGUCGGCCAAGGACCACUCAGCACAUGUCGAUCGGCAAAAAACCACGUGGAUCAAGAGCAACAAGUCGCAGUUUGACGAUUUGAUACAGAAGGCGAAGAUGGGUGCGAUCAAGGAUAGGAAGAUGCGAGAUGCGUCCAAGCUCACGGCCGAGUCCGUUGCAGCUUCCAGCGUGGAGCAGAGCGGUCCGAAUCCAGAGCACGACCUGCAGGUCAUCACUUCGAGUCCGGUGAUACCGAUUGCAGGAGAGACGAGAGCACCGGCCGAAACCGUCGGAUCAGACUCGUAG
Molecule: messenger RNA, 1467 nt
Organism: Sporisorium graminicola
Lineage: Eukaryota; Fungi; Basidiomycota; Ustilaginomycetes; Ustilaginales; Ustilaginaceae
Exons: 1
Coding region: 1-1467 (488 amino acids)
Biological process (GO): protein monoubiquitination; DNA damage tolerance
Cellular component (GO): nucleus; Rad6-Rad18 complex
Molecular function (GO): ubiquitin protein ligase activity; single-stranded DNA binding; metal ion binding
Source: RefSeq, a predicted model, not a curated record